This is a messenger RNA of Eupeodes corollae, 3834 nucleotides long. RefSeq lists its product as uncharacterized. NCBI's taxonomy places the organism in Eukaryota, Metazoa, Arthropoda, Insecta, Diptera, Syrphidae. The record is from RefSeq and is a predicted model, not a curated record. Gene Ontology annotation, molecular function: zinc ion binding. The transcript has 6 exons. Bases 1161 to 2750 code for a protein of 529 amino acids.
ACCUUGUUCUUCGAAACAAGUGGCAGUUAUAUGGACUCCCUAAACUUCAUUUGAGACGAUGAUGAAGUUUUUGUUCGGAUUCGGACUGUUUUUAUAAUUUUUUGUUUUGGGUUUUUGAUCCACAACACAAAUUGUGACUGACCGGCCUAAGUUAAGUCUUCUGUCGUGCGUCGUCUGUCGAUGAGUUCAUUCGCGUUAUCUUAGUGCAAAUAUCUCCUUUGGGUAUAGGUACCUAUUCAACUUUGCCAGUGAGACCAGGAGUGUAUAUAGUGUAGUGUUAUUUAACGAUUAAUUGUGUGUAUAUUGUGUUGUUGUUGCUUUUGAUGUAAAUUCACAAUUAUUAUUAUUAUUGCUCCAAGUACUUGCUCAAUUAAAUGCAAACAAAAUAAAGAAGCCAAAUUAAAUACGGCCAGCAUAGGUCUGGUACAUAGAUGCGUCGCCAUCGAAAUACAAUACUCCACUCCAGAUGUACUCUCGUUGGCCAGCAGCCGUGGCGAGGCACCAUUUUAUAUUUUGAAUAGAACUUCCGUCCAGUACUCGCAACCGUGCGUUCAUCGUCGUCGUCGUAGUUCGCCGAUUUAGACUCGUCCGAUUUGUUUCCCCUGGCAAAUAUUUUAGUUUUGUUCGUUUAUUUGUUUUGACGUUUUCGAACUCCAAAUUUGUAAAAUAGCUCUACGAAUAUGUCUGCCUUAUUAUACAGAUACUUAUAUGUAUACAAUAUACAAUUUUUGCACACACAUAAUUCACAUUAGAAAUCCUCCAUAUACCUAAGCGGGAAGGCAAACAAAAACAUACAUAUUCGCUUUUUUCAAUUUCGUGCUGAGACUGAGAGCUGGUGGUGCGUCUUCUAAGCAAACAGUCUUCAUAUUUUCGCGCGAUCGUAUUAUUGUUAGUUCUAUCGUACGUACGGACAACGAACGGGUCGGGUGUGCCAAAUCUGGACUAUUCUGGUUUGAAUUCGAUUAAACUGUAAAGCAAAAACAAAAACUGAACAAAUAUUUAAUAAAUUAAUUAAAAGAAAAAAAACUUUCUCGAAACAAUUUGCAAAAAUAAAGAACACAAAAGGAGGACCACGUUGAAAAAAGUGGACUUCCCGUAGACAACCAAUCUGGUUUAACUAACUGUAAUCACCUUAUCAACAUGAUGUACCUUAUUGAAGAAUGCUCCCCAGUUUGCAUGCAUUAAUGAGGUGCUCCUCUAGUGCAUUAAAAAACGCCCCACCCAACGAUGACUCUGUAGCCACAUGUUCGGGUCGGGGCGAUUGUCUAAAUGGCACAUGUCUCUGUGAAAUACGUUAUGCUGGCGAUGAAUGUUCUGCAUUCAAUUUACCCUAUCAUGCCGGGAUAUCGGGAGUAUUUUAUUUUGUAGCUGUAGUUUCGGUAAUACAGUUGAUAAUAUGUAUUAUUGCCGAAUAUCAAAGGCUGAAGCAGCCCUCAUUUUUACGAGCAUGUCGUCUAACAACACAGAAAUUUUUAUAUUUUAUGGUAUUUUUGGCGGCAUCAAUUCGUGGAGCUUACUUUACAACUCCGCGUGAUCUUCAACCAACAUGGGCUGCCACACUAAUGUCUGCAUAUUAUCCAUUGCUGAUGACAUGCUCUUCAUUGGUUGUGUGCCUUUGGGCAGAGAUUUUCCAUCUGCGUGACGUUCAUUGGGAAAAAUCACAAUUUCUAUCGAAAAGCUUCCUCGGUUUUGUUGCUUUUAAUUUCUUCCUAUAUAGUUUGUUUGGAGUAGAGGUAUUCUCAUCACUAAUUAUCCCCAAUAGCCAAAUCUACGCACACAUAUUUAAUGGCAUUUAUGCAGCGCUUCUGCUAAUAGUUGUUGUAUUUUUCCUGAUCUAUGGCGUUGAAGUGUUCUUUAAGUUACGCGGUGGUUUUGUCUACGAUUCAAGCGGUAAUAUCUUAGGUCCCAAUGAAGCUAUAGUCAAUGCAUCACAAUUACAUCAAUCACGAUUGGGACUGUUAAGUCAGGCAAUUAUGUUGAUUGUUAUUGUCGGUUUCCUAACCUCAGAGACUUUGGGCGAUUUUUGGAAGAAAAAAGUCCCAGUUUACUCACGCAAUUGGCAUGAUAUUGUCUUCCGUAUUGCUGAAAUUGGAGUGGCUUUAUGGUUCCCCUGUUGCUUAUGGAAUUCUAUGGCUCCCGAACAACUUUGGAUUCUAAAUCCGCGUAAAUUACUUCGUCGUCAAAUUGAUCCCAGCAUUCCUUCAACAUCGAGCGAAAACAAAGGCAGGGAACUAGAAGAAGGACAAUCUUUUAUUCUGGAAAAGCUAUGUUGGAUUUGCUAUGAUGCCGAUAAACCAGAACCACUUAUUCAACCAUGCAAAUGCACCGGCGAUGUGAGUUCAGUACAUCAUGAAUGUUUGAAACGAUGGUUGGUGGAAAGUUGUAGUAGUACCGCAGAUGCGAUAUUAUCUUGCAAAGUCUGUGGAUCACCAUAUGAGAUCGAGAAAGCGAAGAAACUUGAUUGGGAAAAAGGAUUCACUAUUCAGCACUGGGCCAAAACUAUUAUCUUGGUCACCCUCAUGUGUGUCUCUGGGGCAUGUGCAUGGGUAGUCAUUCAGCUCUAUGUCGAUCCUUUAAUUCGUAUAUUAACCGUUGGUAUAGCUGUGCUCAUUGGAUAUGUUUGUAUUAAAUGUCUGGGUGAAAAUACUGUAGUUGCUUAUCAAAGAGCUAAAGUAAGUUCGAUAAAUAUCGUUACCAAUAGUGAAACAGAGAGAUUACAUACGAUUUGUGAAGACGUUGGUAGUCAAUGAAGCCGUCAUUGUAAAAAAUUAUGAAUUCUUAUUUCAAAAUAAGUUUUCUUCUUUUAACUCUAAAUUUUAAAUUCCAUUUAUUUCAUAAAGUUGAUAAAAGAGGGUUACAUAAAUAAUUGGUACAAUUAUAUUUUAUAAUUUUAAAAACUUCGAUUUUAUGAAGAUAAUCCAAUUAACAAAACAAAAUUAAAAGAACAAUUACCAUAAAAAACAAAUGUAACCUAUGAGAAAUAGUUUUGUGUGUGUGUGAGUGCGUGGAAAUUAUAAUUAUGUAAAGCUUUGCAUUUCAAGGAAGUCUUUCUCUCGAAAAAUUCGUACUAUAUUUUGUUAAAAUUUUAACUAGAGAAAUAUGUCCAACUAAUAACUGCCCAAAUAAUGUAAAAAAGAAAUGCUUGUGUCGUCAAAAAAUGGAACACAAAAAUCUUCAUCUAUUUUUAUUUUACGGAAUUUGACAAUAUUUCCCUUUGAUUUUUUUAAUUAAAUAAAGACUAAUAUUUUCUUGAGAAUGAUUUCUUUGGGUAUCAUAGCUUAAAAAAUAAAAUUCAAAAUUAUUGCCAAAUUAGUAAAAAAAACUAAAAUGAAAAUCACUAGAAUUUUACGGCCUAAAAUUACGCAGCAAUCACAAAAUAAAACAAAACUAAACGAGAUUAUAAUUCACAUUAAAUAAAAGUAAGAUAUUUUAUUUAUUUACAAAGAAGAGACGAACUUUAUUUUAAAACAACAAAAAAGGUAUAAAAUAUUAUUUUUAUAUAUAUUUUUAAAGUAGGCUUUAAAAGAAAAAAAGUAUAUAAAUGGCGAAUUUUCUUUAAAAUUCAUUAUUUCGAGUCAAAAUUCAAAAAGUAAAACUUAUUUUCAAUAUAGAAAAGAAUGGGACUCGAGACAAACCAAUUUAUAAUAGUUUUCUGCAAUAUUACUUGAAAGUCUAGUAGAUCUGUAAUUAGCUAAAAGAAAGCUGUUUUAAAUUAGUCUGCCUCUAGUCAUUUCAAAAAAAAAACCUUUUGAUUUCAUUUUAAAAAAUGUGAUAUUAGCAAGCAAAAUUGUGACUAAACAAAAUUUUAAAUUUUAUGGCAAAUAAAAACAGAAA